Messenger RNA from Phoenix dactylifera (date palm), 2080 nucleotides. RefSeq names its product UNC93-like protein 1. The record is from RefSeq and is a predicted model, not a curated record. NCBI's taxonomy places the organism in Eukaryota, Viridiplantae, Streptophyta, Magnoliopsida, Arecales, Arecaceae.
GCAGGUGUUGCUUGCCAUUUGGUGGCGGGGGAGUCGGUAACCGUACUUAAAAAUGCUACGCGAUUGGCCCCGGCCAUCAUAAAAGCCGCUCCCUCCUCCCGAUUCCUUGGCAUACUUCCCAUCGCCAGAAUCCCCUCGGAAUCUCAUAUCCAAAUCCCCCGUCCUCCGCUCCCUCUCAAUCCCAGUCCAAGGUCCAAAAAUGGGUCUUCGAUCCAAAGAGGAGGAGGAGGAAGAAGGGUCGUCUCUUGCUUUGGGCCCUUACAGAUACAAUUCGCCGUUUGUCCAGGUCUGCCUGAUCGGGCUGGUGUGCUUCUGCUGCCCGGGAAUGUUCAACGCCCUCUCCGGCAUGGGCGGCGGCGGCCAGCUCGAGCACAAGGCCGCCAACAACGCCAACACCGCCCUCUACACCACCUUCGCCGUCUUCGGCGUCCUCGGCGGCGGCAUCUACAACCUCCUCGGCCCCCGCCUCACCCUCCUCGCCGGCUGCUCCACCUACGUCCUUUACGCCGGCUCCUUCCUCUCCUACAACCACUCCCACCGCCAGCCUUUCGUCGUAACCGCCGGCGCAAUCCUCGGAAUCGGCGCUGGCCUCCUCUGGGCCGGACAGGGUGCCAUCAUGACCUCCUACCCCCCGGCCCACCGCAAGGGCUCCUACAUCUCCCUCUUCUGGGCCAUCUUCAACCUCGGCGGCGUCAUCGGCGGCCUCAUCCCCUUCCUCCUCAAUUACCACCGCGAGGAGGCCGGCUCCGUCAACGACGGCACCUACAUCGCCUUCAUGUGCUUCAUGGCCGCGGGCGCCGCUCUCUCCCUCGCCAUCCUCCCCCCGGCGCGGGUCGUCCGCGACGACGGCACCCGCGCCACCGCCAUGACCUACUCCAACGUCCGCACCGAGGCCGUGGAGAUCCUCAAGCUCUUCGCCAACUGGAAGAUGCUCCUCAUCGUCCCCGCCGCCUGGGGCAGCAACUUCUUCUACACCUACCAAUUCAACAACGUGAAUGGACUCAUCUUCACUCUGAGGACCAAAGGGCUGAACAACGUGUUCUACUGGGGGGCGCAGAUGCUCGGCUCCUUCGGGAUCGGUUACUUCCUGGACUACAGCUUCAAGAGCAGGAGGAUGCGGGGGCUGGUGGGGAUCGGGGCCGUGGCGGUGCUCGGGACGGCGAUCUGGGCCGGAGGGCUAGUGAACCAGCUAAGGUAUACUGAUGGCAAGUGGAAGGGGCAUACCUUGGAUUUCAAGGACUCCGGUGGGCGGUUCGCCGGCCCAUUUGUCCUCUACUUCAGUUAUGGCUUGCUCGAUGCCAUGUUUCAGACCUUGUGCUACUGGAUGAUCGGGGCGCUGGCUGAUGACUCCGAGACCCUUAGCAGGUAUAGUGGAUUCUACAAGGGAGUGCAGAGUGCCGGCGCUGCCGUUGCCUGGCAAAUUGAUAACAGUAAAACGAAGCUGCUGUCGCAGUUGAUAGUAAACUGGUCUCUUACUACUGUAAGCUAUCCCUUGCUUGUGGUGUUGGUGUUGCUUGCUGUGAAGGACGAGGACACGGCCGAGGAUGGAGAGAGCAAGGUGCCAAAGCCAUCACCUCUUCCUCGGUCAGCGGAUGAUGAUCGUGUACAGGAGUACAGCGGGAUAAAUUAGGAAAGACUGGAUGAAAGCUGCUUCUCUUUGGGAAACGGACUGGGUCGCCAGUAUUGGUUAGAUAUAUACGGGCACCACCAUUGGAGCCAUUCCCAAUUUGCAUACCAGCCGUCUCCUAUUACAGCUCCAAGUAGUGCCGACCUAAACCGUACUUUGCUUCUGUUCUUGUGUUCGCCAUGGUGAUGAUGCUCUCGUCUCACUGGUACCUGAAAAUUGUGUCAAAUAUUUCAUGAAAAAGAAGAAGAAAGAAACCGCGGCAGGCAUCCAUCAUGCAACAACUCAUGGGUGUCAGUUGCAAGUCUUCUCUGAAUCUCACUUUUAGCUUCAAUCUUAUCUUGCACAAUCUGUGGGAAAAGGUGUUUUUAGUUCUCGAGUAGGAUUUUUUUUUUCUUCUUCUGAAUGGAAAAUGUUUGUCAACAAACGCACUAAUCGUCUCGAAUUUUAACAGUA